GGUUCGGUGCCUUGCUCAAGUGUCCCUCAUUCGUGGUGUUGAAGGUGGGAGAGAGCGCUAAAGCACUUGAAUACGACAAGUUCGUAAUCACGACUUCAUAAGUGGGAAAUAGGAAAUUUCCGAUAGCAGGUGAAGGCAGCAUUAGCACAGGCGAAAGAGCACUUCACUGUAUUCCCUGAUGAGAAUGCGCAAUGGACGAUAAAAGACACCUGUUUUUUUUUUCAUGUGGACCUGGAUUCAUUAAUUAAGACAAUGUUCCUGCUUCUGUUUCUGCUGUCAUGCUUGACAGUCGUUAGUGCAGGUUCUCACUCACUGAUGGCUUUUGCAACAUAUAUAGUUGGACAAACACAAUUUCCUGAGUUCAGUGUUGUGCUGAUGUUGGAUGAUGUGCAAAUGUUAUAUUAUAACUCAACCGCAUGGAAAGUUGUCCUUCGUUCUCACAGAGAUUCAAAAGACUAUGAUGAAGAGCAAAGGGAUGCUGGUGCCGUAUUUGAUGACAUGUAUAACAGCAUGAGAGAUCGAGCAUUUUUUCUUAAUAAUCACCUAAAUCACACAGAUGGUGCAAAUGGUGUACAUGUUCAUCAAAGACUUGCUGGAUGUGAAUUGUUGAUCAAUGAUAAACCAGGUCUGCUGCAGACAUGGGAUGCCUUCGAUGGACAAAAUGUGGAGGAGUUCACCUUUGACAGUGAAAAAAAUUAUAUCCAGAUGAAAAAGCCAUGGAUGACAAUGUGGAACCAAGUGAAACAUCUUCGUAUAAAGUAUAUGUAUGAACAUGUUUAUCAUCCUGUUUGCAUGAAAACCUUGCGGAGGUACCUGGAAAUGGAAAAGAAAAAUGUGAUGAGAAAAGUGAAACCCAGAGUCAGACUCAUUAAGAAGACGCUCUCAGACUCUCAAGGGCUUCAGAUCAGCUGUCUGGCCACUGGUUUUUACCCCCGUCACAUUAACCUGACCCUGUUCAGAGAUGGUCAGCCUGUGGAUGAUGAUCAGAUCACAGGAGGAGAGAUUCUGCCCAACGGAGAUGGAACGUACCAGAUGAGGAAGAGUUUGGUGAUCAGUGAAGAAGAGCUACGUGAGGAACAUAAAUACAACUGCACAAUGAAGCACCUCAAUCUGGACAACAAACUGGACAUUAUUUUUGAUGUGGCUGAGUCUGACCCAGGAUCAUUUACGCAGUCUGUAGUUUUCAGUGUGCUGGUGUUCAUGUGUGUGGUUGUUCUCAUAACUGCACUCAUCAUAUGGAGGAAGAGACGUGCUGGACAAGGAUCUGUGUCACAGGUUAAUUACUCCCCUACUCCAUCUUCUGUGCAAGAUGAAUAACCGAAUAUCAAACCUCUGGAGUAAGAUGUGUCCCCACCCAGAAGUCCCAAAUCGGCAUGCUGUUACAAGUGUUGUUAUUUUUUAUUUAAUACUUUUUGCAAUUCAGGAGGUUAUUAUUCAGCAAUUAAGAUGCACAUCUUAGACAUGCUUGCAGACCAGGACUGGACUUGGACAAAAAAAUCAGCCCUGGCAUUUUUGGUCCAAGCGGCCCACCACUAUGAAAUAAAUGUGUAUAUAUAAAAUACAACAUUAGGAAGAUCAGGACCUUUCUUUCGGAACAUCCCAGCUAGAAAUUUUUUGUUCUAAAAAUGUUCUAAGAACAUUACCAUGCAUUGUUCUAGCAAUGUUUUUAGCGGGUAGUUUUAUUUUUGUUCCCAGAACGUUCUGCUAUAAGAUAGGAAAACAUUCUCUUCAAACAUUCUAAAAAUGUUUAGCGAUAACAUUGUUAGAACAUCAUUCCCUAACAUUCUUACAAUAUUUUUAGCGGGUAGUUUAAUUUUUGUUCCCAGAAUGUUCUCUCAAAAGAUAGGAUAACAUUCUCUAAAAACAUUCUAAAAAUGUUUAGUGACAACAUUGUUAAAACAGUAUUCCGUAACAUUCUUAUAAAGUUUUUAGCGGGUAGUUUUAUUUUUGUUCC
This is a messenger RNA of Sinocyclocheilus anshuiensis, 1954 nucleotides long. RefSeq names its product BOLA class I histocompatibility antigen, alpha chain BL3-7-like. The record is from RefSeq and is a predicted model, not a curated record. Gene Ontology annotation, cellular component: external side of plasma membrane. NCBI's taxonomy places the organism in Eukaryota, Metazoa, Chordata, Actinopteri, Cypriniformes, Cyprinidae. The transcript is spliced from 7 exons. Gene Ontology annotation, biological process: immune response. The coding region runs from base 253 to 1317 and encodes 354 amino acids.